UUCUAGUCAAAAUCAUCUGUGAUUAAAUGGACUCUGCAUGUACCAUACCUUAGUAUGGUCAUGUCAACAAGAUUUGUGAAGACCAUUUGGUUUUAACAAUGUUAAAAAUGUAUUAUUGAAUUUAUUUGCUGGCAUAGUGUGAUUUUAUUGUGGAAAUACAAAUGAAAAGAAAACCCUUUGUAAUUAUAAAAAUAAAAUUUUUAAAUUUGUAACUGAAUGCAUGCAUGUUAUUUUGGCUUUGAAUGACGUGAAAAGUUAAAUUUAAAAGUAGUUUCAUGUGCUGUCAUUGGUUUAACAUCAUAUUGUAUGAAAUGUUUAUUCGUAUGUAUGUUGAGCUGAGAAACGUACCACUGUUUUUAGUUUUGCUGCUGAAAUGCAUGAGUUAAAUAUACAUAAUGUAAUGGUUUAUUGUUACGUAAUGAAUGAAUGUAUUGAAGACUUCUUGAUAUUCGCAAUGUAUCUAAUGGUUCUCUCUUAAUGUUUUUUUCUGUAACAUUGCCCUAAUUGUUUAAUGGUGUGUACAAAGAGGAGUAUAAUAUCUUUUGAUGAUCAUUAAAUAAGGAAUCCAACAAUUAAAGGUAUAUUUUAUUUUCUUGUGGUUAUAAAUUUUCCGAUUGACGCAAAAUGAGUAGACUAAAUAUAUAAAUAAAUAAUACUAAAAAAAUUUGUAACAGGAUUAAUAUAAUGAAAUGACAAAAAAUAUAUCGACAUUUGAAUUGUAUUGAAUGAUAAAGAGUGGAUUAUAAAAAAUAUUAAUAUAUAAUGAUUUGUUUGUAUGUAUAAUGGUUACAAACUUUUCAAAUUUGGAGACAGACUUUAAGGUCUGUUGUUUUAGAAUUACUCUUAGCCUAUUCAAUUUCACCAUUGAAUAGCUUCAACAAUAUUAUGUAAAUUGUUGAAUCAUUUAUUUUUUUUUGUAGAGAAUAUAUAGUUUUAUAUUUUAUUUUUGUUUCAAACAUUGUUCUCUUUGACCUUUGCAUAAUUGUUAUACUUUUGUUUAUUACAAUUUACAUAUGAUGAAACUACACUAAAACAUAUUUUUAUUUUUCCUCUCUAUUCAAAGAUAGUAAUUUUUUAGCGUGAUUAGGCUUUAUGUUCUGAAUAAAACAUGACAAAAGUCAGUAAUUUCAUAUUUGAAGGAGAAUUUGUAUUAUCAUUUGCUGUAUGUGGUUCCUAAAGGUAUGACAGAAAGAUCAUAGUGUAUUAUUUACAAACCCAUUUCAUGUUACAAAAUGACGAUUGGUGUAAUCUAAUGCUCAUAUACCAACAUCUAUUGGAAUACCUAAAAAUGAUGUGUGUUAAGAAUUAGUCUUCAACAAAGAGAACAAUAUCCAAGAACAAGGCAAUGUUACAGUUACAAGAUAAUUAAUACUGUUAAUCAAUUUUAAUACUUCAUUUUUGAACCAUGUUAAAAAAUUUAAUGUUCUGAAUUAAAUGCAUGAUGUGAUCACAAAUGAGAAAUGUAUUUCUUGAAUCCAUAUAUAACUCUUGAAAAUAAGGAAAACAAUUCUGUAAUAUGUACAUUUAUUACUUCUGCUUGCUUCUUAGUUUCUUAUUACUUUAAUAUCAUGGAGCUAGUUUAUUGAUAUAGUGUAAGAAGUGGAAAUUGUAAACUUGAACAUUUUUUUGCACAAAAUACCUCCUUUAUUGAAUUUUCUACAGUUAGCAAAUCAAAUUAUUUUGUUUUUCCCCAGAAAUAUAAUUUGGUAACAUAAAGGAUUCUAAUACACAGGCUUUAGUUAUAGGAAAUUUUGCAUUAGUGUGUUACACAAUGCUAAGUUUUUAUUUUCAUUAGAUACAGAAUCAUAAUCAUAACUCACUUUUUUUUUUUUUCAAAGGGACUAACUAAUUUCUUAAUAUCAACAUUGCAAUGAUUAUACCCUUUUCCGUGGUAUCAAAAAACCGAAUAUUACAUUAUAUCAGUUACCAGUCUCUAUGAAGUUAAUAUAAAAUUUCAUCUAAAACCAACCCUGCCCUUAUAUUUUCUUCUUGCCGCUUGCAAGUUACAUUUCUACACCUUUAAAGAAAUGUAAUGUACUCUUACACAGAUUUCCAUUGCAGUUCUUCUUAAGAACUCUGACCACCACUGAAUAGUAUUGACAAACCUUACACACAUUAUUUCAAUUAUCUUUACACAAAGUUCGGGAGUGAACCAUUAGUUUUUUGUUGGGAACAUGCGUAGCAUAAAUAGAACUUAAUAGCAUAAAUAUGCUAUGCACAUGCAAUGGGAAUUUCAGAGGUUAUGGAAAAUAUUUAUUGAAAAUUAUAUGAUAUAAUAUGUAUUUUUCUGAAGUUUGCUAAAGGAAAUUGACAAUAUUUUUAUUGUUUUGUGUUCAAUCAGUUAUUUGAUGGAAUAUAGUUAAUUUCAGUGUUUUUGCUACUCUCCAUAUAAUACCCGACCAUAAUACGUACGCCCUUUCAAAGUACUGGAAAAAGAUAGGUUGUGAAACAUUUGACUCUUGCCAUAUUGUUCAUUUUAUGCUAUAAAGCUUGUCAGUCCCUAUAAUUAUGUAUUUCAGAUUUUUUAUAUUAAGUUAAUUUAAAACAUAUUUCUUAUCAUAAUUCUCGUGCUUUUUUACAGUAUAUAUUUUGUAUAUCUGGUGUGACAUAUUUCCUGUAUUCAUAAAAAAUGUUUCUAAUAAUAAACUCAUGCUUAAACAUUUCAUUUGAGUUAAUCACUUAGAUUUCUACUUACAAACUUCCUGGAAAAAAUAAAAAAGCAAGGGUAAUCUUAAUUGAUAUUUUUGGUAAAAUAUAUAAGUGGAAAAAGAUGAACCAAAUCAUAGAUGUUGAUUUUAUGUUGCUAUUUAACAGUUGGAAGCAAAAGACUUAGAUGCAUUUUCUUCUGUGUGCAAUUAAUUUUGUUCUGAAGAAAUUGCUUUUUUAUGACUGUUCAUUUGUUACUUUCUGCAUACUGCUUACACAGUUAAGAGAAAGUAAUGUAAUGCUACAGGGAAAAGCUUUGAUUUUCAACAACAAUACUCUGAGGCCCUGGUAAUGAAGAAUUGAAUAAACCUUGUUCCUAUGUGUAGUAAUUACUUCCUUUAUCAAGUUGUGUAAUCAUAAUCCGUUUUGUUUUGUGGGUCAUUGGUACCAAAAAUUCAAUGUACGGUGUUGCAAGUUCCACCUGGAGCUACUCCUGUGGGGUUUUGUGGAGUGAGGCACUUUCAUAGAAAUCAGUGUGUGAUUUUAGAUAGAUUUGCAGAAAUGUUUCCCAACAGGAAAUUGCAUAUGAAGUUAUAAAUUAGUUGAUUUUUAAAUUGUGAUAAAAUAUACUUCAAUGUGCAGCAGUUUUUUUUAACCAUUCUGUGGAUCUAUUUGUGGAAUUUUUUUAUUUUCUGAGGAAGUGUUGGUAUGUACUGUAUAUUAUUAGAUUUCUUAAUUUACGUGAACAAGUGUUUUCUGCAAUAAUAUUUUUUUUGUUUCCUUUUAGGAGAUCUGGCACCUAUUUCUCUUGAUGCAUAGUUGUUCGGAAUUUUACUGUGAUAUUCUGUUGUUUUUUUCUAUUUAAUAUGAGUUGUUUUCUUUAAUUUCUCCUGGCUAUAGUGGGCCUUUAGUGCAACUGCUGGAGUCACAACUUUGCGCUAAGUUCUUUAUGUUGGUACUCUCACCGAUCCCGGUGUUGUUAGCAAUUUCCUCAAGAAAUUAUUCUCCCACUUGUUGCAGCAAUAUUUUGAAGAUGAGAAAAAAAUUCCAUUGCCCGUAUAUUUAUGUUCGCAUACCUGUGAAAAAUAUGUGCCCUCCACAAUGUUAUAAUGAUAUUGUUUUAAAUCCUAUUUGCUUACUUCAUGGUCCUUAUAUACACUUGCAGAUAUUCUUUUAACAUUAUCUUUCGAUUUACAGUUGGAAUUUUCUUCGAAAUAUUCAUUUUCCACAUGGUCUUCUAACAGAAGUUUUUGUAUCUUUCCUAUGUCAUCUGCAAUUUGCAGAUCAAAAUAUUUACUCAUUUUGAAAAUAGAAUAAAUACUAAGAAGAAUAUAUUCU
Gryllus bimaculatus (two-spotted cricket) is the source of this 3984-nucleotide messenger RNA. The record is from the annotation of a GenBank genome assembly. Lineage: Eukaryota; Metazoa; Arthropoda; Insecta; Orthoptera; Gryllidae.